AUGCCUUCCGUCCUACUUCUUGGAGCAACCGGCCUUGUCGGAGCCCAUCUUGCAGCCGACAUCAAAAGGUCCCGCCCCGACUGGCCCUUGACGGCAUUCUACCGUAACCAAAGCGCAGAUGAAUACUUUUCUAGAGUUUACGUCGACCGCAUUGUCCACGGGUCAUUCUCGGACACAGAUCUUGUGAAAUCAUUGAGCAAAGAGCACGACAUAGUCAUCAACGCCGCGUCCUCUUUCGAUGCCGACUUGAUCAACCUGAUCAUAUCCGGCAUGGAGGAGAGACCGUCGACGUCCCCUAAAGGCACAUUGAUCCACCUCAGCGGAACGGGCAACUUCAUCGACUACGGGACGACAGGGAACUUCAACCCCGAGAGUAAAGUCUGGAAUGACGACAACGAAGAAGACAUCAAGCUGAUCAACAAGGACAUGUUCAACGGUGCAACCGACGUUCCUGUCCUCGAAGCAGGCCAACGAGGCAAAAUCGCCACGUACAUCAUUUGUCUUGCCGUGACGUCCGGGCAGAGCGCGUUCGGUCCAACGGCCCAACUGGGUGUAGGAUACAAUAUCUUCGUUGGCUUGGCCAAGGGGCUGGGAUUCGUGCCCUAUGUGGGAGAUGGGACUGGUGUCGUGAGCACUGUCCAUGUCCAGGAUGCGGUGCCUUUCAUCACCAAGAUCGUCGGCGUUGCCGGGACGCAAGAGCCCCAGGGUAGUGCUUACUCGCGAUACUACAUCGUUCACGGAGAAAGACUUGCAUGGAAGGACUUCAGCGGGGCAUUGGCCAAGGUAUUGUAUACCAAAGGGCUUGUCUCGUCGCCGGAGCCGAAGAAGAUUUCGAUGGAUGAAGCUGGGGUCGGUGAAGUCAAGCAUCUGAUUGCUGCCAAUAUGUUGGUUAAAGGUGACCACGCGGCGAGGAUGGGAUUUAAGCCUGUACAGCCAUCGAUGUUGGUCUCGAUGCAGAAGGAUAUUGGGGAGCAUGUCUUCUAG
This is a messenger RNA of Exophiala viscosa, 984 nucleotides long. RefSeq lists its product as uncharacterized. The transcript has 4 exons. The record is from RefSeq and is a predicted model, not a curated record. Bases 1 to 984 code for a protein of 327 amino acids. Lineage: Eukaryota; Fungi; Ascomycota; Eurotiomycetes; Chaetothyriales; Herpotrichiellaceae.